Molecule: messenger RNA, 2565 nt
Organism: Dichotomopilus funicola
Lineage: Eukaryota; Fungi; Ascomycota; Sordariomycetes; Sordariales; Chaetomiaceae
Exons: 4
Coding region: 1-2565 (854 amino acids)
Biological process (GO): eisosome assembly
Source: RefSeq, a predicted model, not a curated record
AUGGCGUCCGCAUCUGCGGCUGCUCCCAGGCGCGCAUCCCGUCCUCUGGUAUCGCCUGGCCACAGCCAUGGACCCUUAAAGUAUGCCAGCGCCCAGGAUCUCCCCAGCUAUCCGUCUCCCGGUCUGAAGCCGGGGGACGCGGCGGCGAGUGCCGCAGCAACCUUAGGCUGGGCGAGUAACGCUACCGAUGCCCCGGUUUCCGGCUCUCUCGCAGGCUCAUCGCCUCGAGACCACCACCACUUUGAGACGCCCCGCUCGGCCGACGCGUUACUAGCGGCCGGGUGGGCACAGCGGCAGCAAAAGUCUCACUCGCCAGCUUCUUCUUCAUGGGUAUCCACGGCUGCGAAUCUGGCUUUCCAGGGGGCUAAGGCGUCCCCUACGACAGCGGCGGCCACGACGACGACGACUAGUAAUGGUAGCGGCGCCCGGCCGCGGUCGAGGUCCUCCCCGCAAAGUACGACGGAAGUUAUCGGUCUGUCGCCAGUGGAGGACUCUGACCCGACUCCGGGGUACGCCUUGAGCGCGGCAACGAUUGCCCACCGGCCAUCGAUGCGCGCCCAUAGCAUCUCGGCCGCAACAGCACUGGUAGGCGGCGAAGGGGGUGCCGUACCUUACACGACGAUGGACAGGCAGAUGUUCACGGCGAACCCCCCCGUGAAGCCUGAGACGGACGAAAGGAACCGUGCUUAUGUGUUGCAUGCGUCGGCGCUGGCUAUGGCGAGGAAGAUGUAUGACCAGCAGAAGAUGAUUGAUAAAUCGUCCCGGGCACAUGUGCGGUCGUCCACGUUUCCUGGUGGUGAUGUUGCCGGUCUUGCGGCGUCAAAGGACGAUGAGACGGAGCAGCAGCAGCCACAGCAGCGUGGAAUGUACACCAGUCUUCAGGAAACAGCCUACCGUCUAGCCCAGGAGCGUCUCAGCAAACUCCAAGAGGAGCACGACCAGCAGCGCGGCUUCCACGAAUACUACACCCCAGCACCAACUGGCACUCCCUCAACCGCGACACGAACCAAAUUCGGCAGCCUCAAAGGCAAGCUCUCCCGCCGACGAUCCUCCAGCGACGGCGACCUCUUCCGCCUCCGAAACAACAACACCAACAACCCCAACAACGAAGGCGGGGGCGCAGAAGACAAACAACGCUCCGACCGCAUCCGCAAACAAAUGUCCCUCCUCAACAACCAACUCACCUCCAUCGACGAAGACAAGCGCACCCGCGACCGCCAGGCCGUACUCGCCGCCGCCCAGCGCAACGUCCGCGCCCGCCUGCAGCAGAUGGAUGACAAGGUGCUUUCUGACACGGGCCGCGUGCCGAAGAGCACUAUGGAUGAUUGGGGGCGGAAAGCGCUGGUUGCUGCGCAGGCUAAGGCGGCUGCGUCGGGGCAUGGGCUUACGAAUGGACAGGUGGAUGUGGGAGGGGGAAAGAUGGUGGAGAGGGCGCAGGUGGAUAGGGUGGCGGCGAGGAAUGUGCAGCCGUUGUUGGAUGAGAUUAAUGAACUUGCGGAGGCGGAGAGGGUGCGGUUGGAGGAGGAGAGGGUUGAAGAGGAGAGACGGAGGGAGGAGGUGGAGGGGGAGAAGAUGAGGGAACGAGAGGUGCAGGAGAUUCAUCGGAAGUUGAAAGAACAACAGAAAGAAGACGAAAAAGCCCGCAAAGCCGGAAUCAAACACGACGAAAAGGUCCGCAAGGAAGAAGCCAAGGCCAUCCGGGCCGAGCAACAACACCAGCACCAGCACCAGCACCAGCACCAGCAGCAACCCACCGCCAACAACACCCCUGCCCCGGCUCCAACAACAGCCGAACACAAACGGCUCUCCUCCGUAGGCGGCCGCGUCCGCACGCUAUCCCUCAGCUUUGCCAAACACCGCCGCAAGAACUCGGACGAGGACAGCGCCCCUUCGCCCACGACCAAAGUCCGCACCUGGCUGUCGUCCAAGUUUCCUAGGGCUAGGAAUGUUAGCGGGGGUAGUAGCAAGUCAGUUGCUCCUGAGAACGGUGGGGGUAGUGAGAGGCUUGUUGAGGAGGGAAAGGAAGGGCGGUUGGGGGGUCAUCAGCGUGAUGUGAGCAGUGGUGGUGGUUUUAUCGGUGGUGUUGCGCUUGCUCGGCAGAAGGGGACUGCGAACUCCGAGUCGAGUAUCCCCUCGGUUGCGACGGCAAGCGAUGGGAACGGGAAGGCAGCUGGAAAAAUAGCACCUGGGACUUUAGAAGGAAAACAGGCCGCAGACUUGAGCACGACUACCACCACCACACCCCAAACCGGACACAACACCGAAACAACCGUACCACAACCACAACCACCCUCCACGCCCCCAGCGAAGCUGCGAAAACCCCCUCCUUCCCAACCAUCACCAGAAACCUCGACCCCAACCUCAACACACCAAAACCACGACCGCUCCGCGAGAAGUGAACAACAGCAGGAGGAGGAAAGUUCCCCGCAGCAGAAAGUUGGCCCUAGCACUGGUCCUAGCACCGGCACUGGGCUGGGUUCGGGAGCGAUGGCGGUGCCGUUGGCUGGGGGCAGACGGAGGGUGAGUCCCGUUAGGGGGUCGCGGUUUUCGGAGGUUUUUGAGUGA